AUGGACAUACAGAUCAAGGCUACAAACUUAAAUCCCUCCUCAUCAACUCCUUCCGACAUGCCAAGAAGGCCUUCGCCUCCGAUUUCCGUCCAUUUUCCGGCCUUCUACGAUCAAACGUCGGUGUCGGAGACUGGAAGACAACACAGUCUGAUGAGUCUCUCCGACAAGUCAUGUACCUCAACUGCUGGGGCCAAAGUUGAGGAUUGGUUUGUGUACUGUGAUUGGGAGGCUUUCUCGACGGAUGAGCAAUCGAUGAUGCGAGUUAACUCUUGGUUUUUGGAUUUGGAUUGA
Molecule: messenger RNA, 291 nt
Organism: Lactuca virosa
Lineage: Eukaryota; Viridiplantae; Streptophyta; Magnoliopsida; Asterales; Asteraceae
Source: the annotation of a GenBank genome assembly